Messenger RNA from Chelmon rostratus (copperband butterflyfish), 5585 nucleotides. Its product is annotated as stromal interaction molecule 2-like. The transcript has 22 exons. Gene Ontology annotation, cellular component: nucleus; plasma membrane; endoplasmic reticulum. The coding region runs from base 15 to 4496 and encodes 1493 amino acids. Lineage: Eukaryota; Metazoa; Chordata; Actinopteri; Chaetodontiformes; Chaetodontidae. Gene Ontology annotation, molecular function: calcium ion binding; protein binding; RNA polymerase II cis-regulatory region sequence-specific DNA binding. Gene Ontology annotation, biological process: store-operated calcium entry; activation of store-operated calcium channel activity; intracellular calcium ion homeostasis. The record is from RefSeq and is a predicted model, not a curated record.
GAGUUAUUUGGAAGAUGGCGCCCGUUGUUACGGGGAAGUUUGGUGAGCGACCUCAGCCUCAGCAUUUGACAAGGGAGGCUAUGAGGAGUUACUUGAAGGGGAAAGAUGAUCAAACAGUGCUCAUACUACAUGCAAAAGUUGCACAAAAGUCAUAUGGCAAUGAAAAAAGGUUUUUCUGCCCUCCACCAUGUGUGUACCUGAUGGGCAGUGGCUGGCAGAAGAAGUUAGAGAAUAUGGAGAAGGAGGGUUGCACAGAGCAGGAGGCCCAGCCGUGUGCGUUCAUUGGGAUAGGCAACAGUGAGCAGGAGAUGCAGCAGCUCAAUCUGGAGGGGAAGCACUUCUGCACAGCUAAGACACUGUAUAUCAGUGACUCAGAUAAAAGGAAACACUUCAUGCUGUCUGUGAAGAUGUUAUACGGGAACAGCGCCAACAUAGGAGUCUUCCUCAGCAAGAGGAUCAAGGUCAUCUCCAAGCCCUCCAAGAAGAAACAGUCCUUGAAAAAUGCAGAUUUGUGCAUCGCUUCAGGGACGAAGGUGGCGUUGUUUAACCGCCUGCGUUCCCAGACGGUUAGUACCAGGUAUCUUCAUGUGGAGGGGGGAAACUUUCUUGCCAGCUCCCAACAGUGGGGCGCCUUCUACAUACACCUCUUGGACGAUGAGGAGUCUGAAGGAGAGGAGUUUGCUGUGAGAGAUGGCUAUAUUCACUAUGGCCAGACGGUCAAAUUGGUCUGCUCUGUUACUGGCAUGGCCCUGCCCAGACUGGUCAUUCGCAAAGUGGACAAGCAGACUGCGUUAUUAGAUGCAGAUGACCCAGUGUCCCAGCUUCACAAGUGUUGCUUCUACCUGAAAGAUACAGACAGAAUGUAUCUCUGUCUCUCACAGGAGAGGAUCAUCCAGUUCCAGGCCACAGCGUGCUCCAAAGAAACUAACAAGGAGAACAUUAACGAUGGGGCUUCCUGGACUAUCAUUAGCACUGACAAGGCAGAGUACACCUUUUAUGAGGGAAUGGGCCCUGUCACCACACCGGUCACACCUGUCCCCGUGGUGGAAAGUCUGCAGUUAAAUGGUGGAGGAGAUGUGGCAAUGUUGGAGCUGACCGGGCAGAACUUCACCCCGAACCUCAGAGUGUGGUUCGGAGAUGUGGAGGCUGACACCAUGUACAGAUGUGGAGAGGUCAUCCUCUGCGUGGUGCCGGACAUCUCUGCCUUCAGGGAGGGCUGGCGCUGGGUCCGACAGCCGGUGCAGGUCCCUGUCACGCUGGUCCGGAAUGAUGGAAUCAUCUACGCCACCGCCCUCACCUUCACCUACACCCCAGAACCGGGGCCGCGGCCCCACUGCAGUGCCGCUGGGGCCAUUCUGAGGUCACAUAGCACCUCUUCGUCAUCACCAGCAUCUUCAUCCUCACCAUCAUCCUCGUUGGACCCCUGCAUGGUGGUGUCUCCACCAUGUAUGAGCGAGGCGGACCGCUACAGCCUGGAGGCCCUGCGGAGCAUCCAUCAGAUGAUGGACGAUGACCAAGACGGCGGGAUUGAGGUGGAGGAGAGCGUGGAGUUCAUCAUUGAAGACAUGAAGCAGCAGCAGACCAACAAACACAGCAACCUGCACAGAGAAGACCAGCACAUUACAGUUGAGGAGCUCUGGAGGGGCUGGAAGUCAUCUGAAGUACAUAAUUGGACUCAAGACGCGGUUCUUCGCUGGCUAAAGGAGUUUGUUGAGUUGCCUCAGUAUGAGAGGAACUUUAAAGACUUUAAGGUCAAUGGAAACACGCUUCCCAGGAUUGCAGCUAAUGAGCCGUCGUUCCUGAGUGGCCAUCUGAGGGUUCAGGACCAGAGAGACAAGCAGAAGCUCAACAUUAAAGCUCUGGAUGUCGUUCUGUUUGGACCGCCUACACGUCCUCCUCAUAACUACAUGAAGGACCUGCUGCUAAUUGUAUCAGUGGUGAUGGGAGUUGGAGGCUGCUGGUUUGCCCAAGCCCAGAACAAAGCCAGUAAAGUACACAUAGCCAAGAUGAUGAAAGAUUUGGAAAGUCUGCAGAGGGCUGAACAGAGCCUCAUAGAUCUGCAGGAACAACUGGAGCGAGCCCAGGAGGAAAAACGCAACGUCGCAGAGGAGAAACAGAAUCUGGAGGAGAAGAUGAGGGACGAGAUCAUGGGAGCGCAGGAGGAGGCUCACCGUCUGCACGAGCUGAGGCAGGGAGCUGUCAGUGAGCUCAGCCGCCUUAGAUAUGCAGAGGAAGAGUUGGAGCAGGUACUUGGAGCACUGAAGCAGGCAGAGAAGGAAAUGCAUGCUAGCUGGACAGCCUCAGAGGCCCUCCAGCAGUGGCUGCAGCUGACACAUGAGGUCGAGGUCCAGUACUACAAUGUCAAGAAGCAGAGAGCAGUACUACAGCUUGCCUCCGCUAAGGAAGAGGUACGCAGCUAUGCUUCGUUGCAGGCAGAGAGGAUUAAGAAAAAGAGGAGUUCUGUGCUGGGGACUCUCCAUGUCGCCCACAGUUCCUCUCUAGACCAAGUUGACCACAAGAUCCUGGAGGCAAAGAAUGCCUUGUCUGAACUAACAGCCUGCCUACGGGAGCGCCUUCAUCGCUGGCAGCAAAUUGAGCGCCUCUGUGGCUUCCCCAUCAUCAGGAAUCCUGGCCUCGCAAACCUCACUGCUCAGCUCUACUCAGACUCAGUUGCCCUUGGCUUGCCCCGAGUACCCCAGCCAUCUUGGUCAUGCCACAGUUCUGUCCAUGGAUCUUUAGAAGAUCUGUUAGAAGAGUCUGCUUCUCCGAUCUUACCACAGAUGCCAGUUCCAGUUCCACCACUGAAGCGCUCUCCUCGAACACAGCAAUCCACUAUAUGUCGGUCACGUCGUUCCGGCGUCAUCACUCAGCCACCAGCCGGCAUAAUCUCCACGGACCCUGAUCUUCUCAUCCCAAUCCGAGCCCCAUACCCCUGUUUUGAUGAGGAAGAUGGGCGCUUCCUGAAAACUCUGAAGAAACAAGACUCCCAAGAGAUGUUUUCAGACACAGAAUACAUGACAUCACCCACUCUCAGCAAAAUGUUCCCAUGCCCCACUCUUGACGCGUCCUCUCAAAAGCUCUAUCAUGAUGAAACCGAGCUACUUUCAGACAGCUCCAUUGCAAAUCCAUUGAGUAAAGAAGCAGAAGCGGUUGAAUCUCCAGUUCGCAAAAUUUCUAUCCAAGAGAUUGAAGCUUCUGUAGAUGCUUCUUGCAGGAAGAUCGUGAAAGACAAAGUGUUGGAUACAGCCUUUGAAAACCCUUCUUUGAAGAUGUCCAAAGAAGAAUCUUUGAUAGAGGCUACAUCGAGGAAGAUAUCCAGAGACAGGAGUGAAGUUCCCAUGAACGUUGCAGUUAGAAAGGGGCUUUGCAAUGAGUUGGAUGCAGACCUUACAGCCAGGAAAGUAGAGAGGGAUACAAUAGGAGAUUUGGUGGACACCGCUUCGAGGAAUGUAUACAGAGAAAGAAGUGAUUUACCUCUGGAUGUACGAAAGAUUCUUUGGAAUGAAAUAGAAGCAACAACAGAUGUUGCACCUAGGAAGAUAUCAAGAGACAUGAUGGGGGUUUCAAUGGACAGUGUCUCGAGAAAGAUGAUGCGAGAUGAUGUUGAGCGUCCGCUUGACUCCGUAUCCAGAAGGCUUGCAAGGGAUUCAAUGGGAAUGUCCCUCGACACAAGUUCUAGAAAGCUUCCAUGGAAUAAAGGAGAAUGCCAGCUUGAUUCAUCUGUCAGGGCAUUAGCAAUGGACAAAAUGGUUGAGACCACAAAGACACCAUCAAGAGAGAUAUCUAGAGAUGAGCUGGAGAGUUGCACAGAUACUGCUUCCAUAAGGAUGUUACCCAGAGAGAAAUUUGAAGCACUUAUGGAUACCUUGUCCUCCACAGAGAAGCAAGAGUUCGGUUUAGAGCCAUCAACGAGUAGGAGGAUUCUGAGAGAUGAACUUGAGAUAUCUGCUGCUUCUCUCAGACGGAGACUACCAAGAAUAACAAGAGAUGACAAUGACAGCUCCACUGACAGUCCCACAGGAAAAAUCGCUUGGGAUAGAGCUGAUGUGUCAAUGGAAAAACCAAAACAAUCAAUACUGAGGGAGGAGUUGGGAGCAUCUGAGUCAAGUUCAUCUUCGGGUCAAAGUGGACAGCCGGACCUUAUGGUAACCUCCCACGGGCCAUGGAAGUCGUCAUCAGACCUUUUCCCUGUUGGCCCAUUGAGCCAGCUUGUUUAUGAUGGAAUCCUUGAGAAGUCCUGCAACUCCAUGGCUACGACCCCAGCCAUCCUCUCUGCCUCAACACCCAACCUGCCCCAGAGCAGGCUGCUAACAGAGGCGGAGCCGCCACUGCCACCGCCAAGUAUUGCUUCCCCAAGUAUUGCAUCACCUUCAUUGCCCUGUGAGAAGCACAAGGAUAAGGAAAAGAGCAAGAGAUCCUUAAAGCUCAAAAAUCUUUUUAAAAAGAAAAAUGAGCCGGCUCCGGAGAAUCUUCAAAGCGGUCUUCAGAAACUCUGAGAAUGAGCUGAGAAUAUUUUCUUUUUUUAAAAAACAUUUUAUUGAACUAAAAAAAGCUACUUUGACCUCAUUGUAGACAGGUUUUAGUGAAAAGACUCAAAGUUUUCAGUUUUCAGCACCAGUGGUGUCUGGAACAACAAAACAAAGUAAGAGAAACAAGUAAUAUAUUCACGUUUCCAGUCUCUGAGUUUGAUAUUAAAAGCACUGACAGAAUCAUGACACAGUAUGAUGUUUAAUGUUGUGCCUGUAAAAAAAGUCAUUUGGACACUUGUCAGUUGCAUCUGUAAGGAGAUCAAGAUGACUAUCAUUGGAGAUAUCUGAUGCUGAUUUCUGUUUUUAAGUCUACGUAGACAUUUUAGAUGCAGAUUUUUUUGAGGCUUUGCGUAUGGUUGAAGGAUUAAAUGAUGUUUAAACUGACAUGUAACAGAAGCAAUGCUUGACUUCACUUUAAACCUACAGUGAAGACAUUUACUGUGGUAGAAAAUGAAUAUAUUCUAUUUAAGUUUAGUUUAAUUUAGUGAUGUCGAAAUCACAGUUUUCCCCCGAUCCCAAUUUGAUUCCUAUUAUACUGAGUAUGAAACAAGAGCUGGUCUGACAUUUUUGUUAAUUUUCCCAUACACACAGUGUGUGCACAGUACAAAAAUAAUGCAGUUUUUACAGUUUAAAGACCAUAAAAAACUAUUUAGUCAGUAGUUUUUGUCAAACUGCUGGCUGCUUUCUUUUUAUUUUUUAUGCUCUACCAUUCACUUGCAUGUGCCUCUAUCACAGCAUUGUGAUAGUGUUUUCAUGAAGUGCACUGGGGCAUUUUUAAAGGAAGGAAGAGCACACAGGUUUGGAAGUGGGUCAGACUUAACAAAGCCAAUAUUGAUCCAUUUAAAGAAGGAUCUGUCCCGAUCCUGUGGAUCAUGACAACCCAAGUUUUAUUGAAAAAGUUCUGCUUUGAUCUGACAAAUGCUCAUGAACAGGUUGCUUGCAAGCUGUUGUUUAUUUAUUUUAAAAAAAAUGUGUGCAUUUAAAUGCAUAUUUUAAAUGCUUGAAUUUUUGAUGUUUAUGGAGGAUUUACACUUAUUUUAUUGUUUACAGGCAUUA